AUGCAACCGCCGUCGUCAUCGUCACCGCAGCGGGGCGACGGUCUACAGAAAACGGUGUGCGCACAACGUGGUCAUGAUGCGGCUUUGCCUGUGGCUACGGGUCAUCUAAGCGAUUCAUCGAUGCAUGUAGCGCGAGCAACGGGGGCAGCAGAAACAGCUACGCCAUCGACAUCGAGGGUGCUAGUAGAGCCUUCUCGACCUCGAGGACCGAAGCGACAGGCACCGGCAACCUGCCAGUGCCUUCAGCUACGCUGUGGCGUGGACACGCUGCCUGCUAUUGGCCGCCUUGAGGUUGCGCGCCGUGUGACCAGCACGGACUGGUUUCGUCCCCUGCGUGCCCUGCAGCGGCAACGGCAGACGGCGGCAGAGGCAUACACCCCCUUUACCAUCGCUGCUGCAGAAGCCGAGGAUGCCCCGCGAUCUAGACUUCCGCUCGACACGAUCCCACUGGACUUGAGUUGCCGUGAAACGAAAUGCGCAGACGACCUCAGCGCUUCGCGGCUGUCCUCUGCCAAGGCGCAUCGAGACGUCGACGCGGUGAUGCCCACGCAGAAUCGCCUCUCUGAUACUGCUUGCCUUCACCGGAAGUUCUUCGUCGCCACAGAACCACCGCCGCGAAGUCUCCUCACUCAUGAGCCUCGAUCGAGACUCUCUCAGGGUGGCGGUUCGUGUUUCUCGCCUACAUUCCCCACCACCUCGCGUUGUGGCUCUACCGUGCACACGGGGGCCAAGGAUGGAGUGGCUGAUACGCUGGCUGUAAAGGUCGAUGCGGUGACCGCAGCGCGGGCAACCCCUGCACACAUGCCGGCGCUGGAGACCACUUCGGACUCGGAUGAGCACCUACGCAGCAUCUCUCGGCAGUACGCGCGACUCGACCGUGUGCUUAGAGGGUACAGCACCCCAGACAACGACGACAUCGUAGCUUCUUACGUGACGCUGGAGAAGACACCGGCGGCGCGGCCACACGAGCUAGCGUCAUCUUGCCUCUACCCACAACAGCCCCCCUCCACCAGCGUUGUGAGGCUCGUCUUACAGCCGUCGGCUUCGCUUUCACGGCGCUCCUCUCUCUCCCUUGGGGCCCCAUUCACCUCCUUUCAUAUCACGCCUGCCGUGCAGCUCACGCGCCUUUCGGAGACACAGGCACAACGACUGCCCUCCUUCGUCUCUCUGACGGCCGCCACGUCCGGUGCAGCCACCGCACCGCUGGCAGGUGCAAACAACAGCCUCCACCACUUCCGCGCCAGACCUCCUCUGCCGCAGCACCCCCACCACUUGCACAGCGCAAGCUCUCAAGAGCUCCCUAACAGCCACUCUGGACACCACCGCCCCUCCACCAGAACACCACCAUACACCCACAGAUAUGGCGCACGCUUUCCGGGUCACUGUGCAUGCAUGAUGAAGAGGCACUUACACAACCUCAUCCACCACGAGCAGCAGCAGCGCACACACAUCACCACCGAUUCCCAUCGUGCCCUCAGCACCGUACACGGCUUGCACAAACAGUACUGUGCCUACACCUCUGACGCUCCCCGUGGCCAGCGAUUGACCUUCACGACAGCGGUCAACCUAGACGACACCUCGCGACUCUUUCCCAUUUAUCCAUCGCACAAACCAGACAGCACGUGCACCCACACCCAUCCCGAUCACCAGUCGAACUACUUCACCGCCGCAAACCUCAGGUACAACCCCGACACCGCCACACACGCUGCUGCUCCGCAGGAGGCGUACGAGGGCGUGGAGGAGACUGCCCACGCUGCCGCUCCGCAGGAGGCGUACGAGGGCGUGGACGCGACUGCCCACGCUGCCGCUCCGCAGGAGGCGUACGAAAGCGUGGAGGAGACUGCCCACGCUGCCGCUCCGCAGGAGGCGUACGAGGGCGUGGAGGAGACUGCCCACGCUGCCGCUCCGCAGGAGGCGUACGAGGGCGUGGAGGAGACUGCCCACGCUGCUGCUCCGCAGGAGGCGUACGAGGCCGUGGAGGAGACUGCCCACGCUGCUGCUCCGCAGGAGGCGUACGAGGGCGUGGAGGAGACUGCCCACGCUGCCGCUCCGCAGGAGGCGUACGAGGGCGUGGACGCGACUGCCCACGCUGCCGCUCCGCAGGAGGCGUACGAGGGCGUGGAGGAGACUGCCCACGCUGCCGCUCCGCAGGAGGCGUACGAGGGCGUGGAGGAGACUGCCCACGCUGCUGCUCCGCAGGAGGCGUACGAGGCCGUGGAGGAGACUGCCCACGCUGCUGCUCCGCAGGAGGCGUACGAGGGCGUGGAGGAGACUGCCCACGCUGCUGCUCCGCAGGAGGCGUACGAGGGCGUGGAGGAGACUGCCCACGCUGCCGCUCCGCAGGAGGCGUACGAAACCGUGGAGGAGACUGCCCACGCUGCUGCUCCGCAGGAGGCGUACGAGGGCGUGGAGGAGACUGCCCACGCUGCCGCUCCGCAGGAGGCGUACGAGGCCGUGGAGGAGAAAGCCCACGCUGCCGCUCCGCAGGAGGCGUACGAGGGCGUGGAGGAGACUGCCCACGCUGCCGCUCCGCAGGAGGCGUACGAGGCCGUGGAGGAGACUGCCCACGCUGCUGCUCCGCAGGAGGCGUACGAGGCCGUGGAGGAGACUGCCCACGCUGCCGCUCCGCAGGAGGCGUACGAGGGCGUGGAGGAGACAGCCCACGCUGCUGCUCCGCAGGAGGCGUACGAGGGCGUGGAGGAGACUGCCCACGCUGCCGCUCCGCAGGAGGCGUACGAGGGCGUGGAGGAGACAGCCCACGCUGCUGCUCCGCAGGAGGCGUACGAGGGCGUGGAGGAGACUGCCCACGCUGCUGCUCCGCAGGAGGCGUACGAGGCCGUGGAGGAGACUGCCCACGCUGCCGCUCCGCAGGAGGCGUACGAGGGCGUGGAGGAGACUGCCCACGCUGCUGCUCCGCAGGAGGCGUACGAGGGCGUGGAGGAGACUGCCCACGCUGCUGCUCCGCAGGAGGCGUACGAGGGCGUGGAGGAGACUGCCCACGCUGCCGCUCCGCAGGAGGCGUACGAGGGCGUGGAGGAGACUGCCCACGCUGCCGCUCCGCAGGAGGCGUACGAGGGCGUGGAGGAGACUGCCCACGCUGCUGCUCCGCAGGAGGCGUACGAGGGCGUGGACGAGACUGCCCACGCUGCCGCUCCGCAGGAGGCGUACGAGGGCGUGGACGCGACUGCCCACGCUGCCGCUCCGCAGGAGGCGUACGAGGGCGUGGACGCGACUGCCCACGCUGCCGCUCCGCAGGAGGCGUACGAGGGCGUGGACGAGACUGCCCACGCUGCCGCUCCGCAGGAGGCGUACGAGGGCGUGGACGCGACUGCCCACGCUGCCGCUCCGCAGGAGGCGUACGAGGGCGUGGACGCGACUGCCCACGCUGCCGCUCCGCAGGAGGCGUACGAGGGCGUGGAGGAGACUGCCCACGCUGCUGCUCCGCAGGAGGCGUACGAGGGCGUGGAGGAGACUGCCCACGCUGCCGCUCCGCAGGAGGCGUACGAGGGCGUGGAGGAGACUGCCCACGCUGCCGCUCCGCAGGAGGCGUACGAGGGCGUGGACGAGACUGCCCACGCUGCCGCUCCGCAGGAGGCGUACGAGGGCGUGGACGAGAAAGCCCACGCUGCCGCUCCGCAGGAGGCGUACGAGGGCGUGGACGCGACUGCCCACGCUGCCGCUCCGCAGGAGGCGUACGAGGGCGUGGACGAGACUGCCCACGCUGCCGCUCCGCAGGAGGCGUACGAGGGCGUGGACGCGACUGCCCACGCUGCCGCUCCGCAGGAGGCGUACGAGGGCGUGGACGAGACUGCCCACGCUGCCGCUCCGCAGGAGGCGUACGAGGGCGUGGACGAGACUGCCCACGCUGCCGCUCCGCAGGAGGCGUACGAGGGCGUGGACGCGACUGCCCACGCUGCCGCUCCGCAGGAGGCGUACGAGGGCGUGGACGCGACUGCCCACGCUGCCGCUCCGCAGGAGGCGUACGAGGGCGUGGACGCGACUGCCCACGCUGCCGCUCCGCAGGAGGCGUACGAGGGCGUGGACGAGAAAGCCCACGCUGCCGCUCCGCAGGAGGCGUACGAGGGCGUGGACGAGACUGCCCACGCUGCCGCUCCGCAGGAGGCGUACGAGGGCGUGGACGAGACUGCCCACGCUGCCGCUCCGCAGGAGGCGUACGAGGGCGUGGACGAGACUGCCCACGCUGCUGCUCCGCAGGAGGCGUACGAGGGCGUGGACGAGACUGCCCACGCUGCCGCUCCGCAGGAGGCGUACGAGGCCGUGGAGGAGACUGCCCACGCUGCCGCUCCGCAGGAGGCGUACGAGGGCGUGGAGGAGACUGCCCACGCUGCCGCUCCGCAGGAGGCGUACGAGGGCGUGGACGAGACUGCCCACGCUGCCGCUCCGCAGGAGGCGUACGAGGGCGUGGACGAGACUGCCCACGCUGCCGCUCCGCAGGAGGCGUACGAGGGCGUGGACGCGACUGCCCACGCUGCCGCUCCGCAGGAGGCGUACGAGGGCGUGGACGCGACUGCCCACGCUGCCGCUCCGCAGGAGGCGUACGAGGGCGUGGACGCGACUGCCCACGCUGCCGCUCCGCAGGAGGCGUACGAGGGCGUGGACGAGAAAGCCCACGCUGCCGCUCCGCAGGAGGCGUACGAGGGCGUGGACGAGAAAGCCCACGCUGCCGCUCCGCAGGAGGCGUACGAGGGCGUGGAGGAGACAGCCCACGCUGCUGCUCCGCAGGAGGCGUACGAGGGCGUGGAGGAGACUGCCCACGCUGCCGCUCCGCAGGAGGCGUACGAGGGCGUGGAGGAGACUGCCCACGCUGCCGCUCCGCAGGAGGCGUACGAGGGCGUGGAGGAGACUGCCCACGCUGCCGCUCCGCAGGAGGCGUACGAGGGCGUGGACGAGAAAGCCCACGCUGCCGCUCCGCAGGAGGCGUACGAGGGCGUGGAGGAGACUGCCCACGCUGCUGCUCCGCAGGAGGCGUACGAGGGCGUGGACGCGACUGCCCACGCUGCUGCUCCGCAGGAGGCGUACGAGGGCGUGGACGCGACUGCCCACGCUGCCGCUCCGCAGGAGGCGUACGAGGGCGUGGACGAGAAAGCCCACGCUGCCGCUCCGCAGGAGGCGUACGAGGGCGUGGAGGAGACUGCCCACGCUGCUGCUCCGCAGGAGGCGUACGAGGGCGUGGACGCGACUGCCCACGCUGCCGCUCCGCAGGAGGCGUACGAGGGCGUGGACGCGACUGCCCACGCUGCCGCUCCGCAGGAGGCGUACGAGGGCGUGGACGCGACUGCCCACGCUGCCGCUCCGCAGGAGGCGUACGAGGGCGUGGACGCGACUGCCCACGCUGCCGCUCCGCAGGAGGCGUACGAGGGCGUGGAGGAGACUGCCCACGCUGCCGCUCCGCAGGAGGCGUACGAGGGCGUGGAGGAGACUGCCCACGCUGCUGCUCCGCAGGAGGCGUACGAGGGCGUGGACGCGACUGCCCACGCUGCUGCUCCGCAGGAGGCGUACGAGGGCGUGGAGGAGACUGCCCACGCUGCCGCUCCGCAGGAGGCGUACGAGGGCGUGGACGAGACUGCCCACGCUGCCGCUCCGCAGGAGGCGUACGAGGGCGUGGACGAGAAAGCCCACGCUGCUGCUCCGCAGGAGGCGUACGAGGGCGUGGACGCGACUGCCCACGCUGCUGCUCCGCAGGAGGCGUACGAGGGCGUGGACGCGACUGCCCACGCUGCUGCUCCGCAGGAGGCGUACGAGGGCGUGGACGCGACUGCCCACGCUGCUGCUCCGCAGGAGGCGUACGAGGGCGUGGACGCGACUGCCCACGCUGCCGCUCCGCAGGAGGCGUACGAGGGCGUGGACGAGACUGCCCACGCUGCCGCUCCGCAGGAGGCGUACGAGGGCGUGGACGCGACUGCCCACGCUGCUGCUCCGCAGGAGGCGUACGAGGGCGUGGACGCGACUGCCCACGCUGCCGCUCCGCAGGAGGCGUACGAGGGCGUGGACGCGACUGCCCACGCUGCCGCUCCGCAGGAGGCGUACGAGGGCGUGGACGAGAAAGCCCACGCUGCCGCUCCGCAGGAGGCGUACGAGGGCGUGGACGAGAAAGCCCACGCUGCCGCUCCGCAGGAGGCGUACGAGGGCGUGGAGGAGACUGCCCACGCUGCUGCUCCGCAGGAGGCGUACGAGGGCGUGGACGCGACUGCCCACGCUGCCGCUCCGCAGGAGGCGUACGAGGGCGUGGACGCGACUGCCCACGCUGCCGCUCCGCAGGAGGCGUACGAGGGCGUGGAGGAGACUGCCCACGCUGCCGCUCCGCAGGAGGCGUACGAGGGCGUGGAGGAGACUGCCCACGCUGCUGCUCCGCAGGAGGCGUACGAGGGCGUGGACGAGAAAGCCCACGCUGCCGCUCCGCAGGAGGCGUACGAGGGCGUGGACGCGACUGCCCACGCUGCCGCUCCGCAGGAGGCGUACGAGGGCGUGGAGGAGACUGCCCACGCUGCCACUCCGCAGGAGGCGUACGAGGGCGUGGAGGAGAAAGCCCACGCUGCCGCUCCGCAGGAGGCGUACGAGGGCGUGGAGGAGACUGCCCACGCUGCCGCUCCGCAGGAGGCGUACGAGGGCGUGGAGGAGACUGCCCACGCUGCCGCUCCGCAGGAGGCGUACGAGGCCGUGGAGGAGACUGCCCACGCUGCCGCUCCGCAGGAGGCGUACGAGGGCGUGGACGAGAAAGCCCACGCUGCCGCUCCGCAGGAGGCGUACGAGGGCGUGGACGCGACUGCCCAUGCUGCCGCUCCGCAGGAGGCGUACGAGGGCGUGGAGGAGACUGCCCACGCUGCUGCUCCGCAGGAGGCGUACGAGGGCGUGGACGAGAAAGCCCACGCUGCCGCUCCGCAGGAGGCGUACGAGGGCGUGGACGAGAAAGCCCACGCUGCCGCUCCGCAGGAGGCGUACGAGGGCGUGGAGGAGACUGCCCACGCUGCCGCUCCGCAGGAGGCGUACGAGGGCGUGGACGCGACUGCCCACGCUGCCGCUCCGCAGAAGGCGUACGAGGGCGUGGACGAGAAAGCCCACGCUGCCGCUCCGCAGGAGGCGUACGAGGGCGUGGACGAGAAAGCCCACGCUGCCGCUCCGCAGGAGGCGUACGAGGGCGUGGAGGAGACUGCCCACGCUGCUGCUCCGCAGGAGGCGUACGAGGGCGUGGACGAGAAAGCCCACGCUGCCGCUCCGCAGGAGGCGUACGAGGGCGUGGAGGAGACUGCCCACGCUGCUGCUCCGCAGGAGGCGUACGAGGGCGUGGACGAGAAAGCCCACGCUGCCGCUCCGCAGGAGGCGUACGAGGGCGUGGACGCGACUGCCCACGCUGCCGCUCCGCAGGAGGCGUACGAGGGCGUGGACGAGAAAGCCCACGCUGCCGCUCCGCAGGAGGCGUACGAGGCCGUGGAGGAGACUGCCCACGCUACCGCUCCGCAGGAGGCGUACGAGGGCGUGGAGGAGACUGCCCACGCUGCCGCUCCGCAGGAGGCGUACGAGGGCGUGGACGAGACUGCCCACGCUGCCGCUCCGCAGGAGGCGUACGAGGGCGUGGAGCGAUUGACCUUCACGACAGCGGUCAACCUAGACGACACCUCGCGACUCUUUCCCAUUUAUCCAUCGCACAAACCAGACAGCACGUGCACCCACACCCAUCCCGAUCACCAGUCGAACUACUUCACCGCCGCAAACCUCAGGUACAACCCCGACACCGCCACCCACGCUGCUGCUCCGCAGGAGGCGUACGAGGGCGUGGAGGAGACUGCCCACGCUGCCGCUCCGCAGGAGGCGUACGAGGGCGUGGACGCGACUGCCCACGCUGCCGCUCCGCAGGAGGCGUACGAAAGCGUGGAGGAGACUGCCCACGCUGCCGCUCCGCAGGAGGCGUACGAGGGCGUGGAGGAGACUGCCCACGCUGCCGCUCCGCAGGAGGCGUACGAGGGCGUGGAGGAGACUGCCCACGCUGCUGCUCCGCAGGAGGCGUACGAGGGCGUGGAGGAGACUGCCCACGCUGCCGCUCCGCAGGAGGCGUACGAGGGCGUGGAGGAGACUGCCCACGCUGCCGCUCCGCAGGAGGCGUACGAGGGCGUGGAGGAGACUGCCCACGCUGCCGCUCCGCAGGAGGCGUACGAGGCCGUGGAGGAGACUGCCCACGCUGCCGCUCCGCAGGAGGCGUACGAGGGCGUGGACGAGACUGCCCACGCUGCCGCUCCGCAGGAGGCGUACGAGGGCGUGGACGCGACUGCCCACGCUGCCGCUCCGCAGGAGGCGUACGAGGGCGUGGACGCGACUGCCCACGCUGCCGCUCCGCAGGAGGCGUACGAGGGCGUGGAGGAGACUGCCCACGCUGCUGCUCCGCAGGAGGCGUACGAGGGCGUGGACGAGACUGCCCACGCUGCCGCUCCGCAGGAGGCGUACGAGGGCGUGGAGGAGACUGCCCACGCUGCUGCUCCGCAGGAGGCGUACGAGGCCGUGGAGGAGACUGCCCACGCUGCCGCUCCGCAGGAGGCGUACGAGGGCGUGGACGCGACUGCCCACGCUGCCGCUCCGCAGGAGGCGUACGAGGGCGUGGAGGAGACUGCCCACGCUGCCGCUCCGCAGGAGGCGUACGAGGGCGUGGAGGAGACUGCCCACGCUGCCGCUCCGCAGGAGGCGUACGAGGGCGUGGACGCGACUGCCCACGCUGCCGCUCCGCAGGAGGCGUACGAGGGCGUGGAGGAGACUGCCCACGCUGCUGCUCCGCAGGAGGCGUACGAGGGCGUGGACGCGACUGCCCACGCUGCCGCUCCGCAGGAGGCGUACGAGGGCGUGGAGGAGACUGCCCACGCUGCCGCUCCGCAGGAGGCGUACGAGGGCGUGGACGAGACUGCCCACGCUGCCGCUCCGCAGGAGGCGUACGAGGGCGUGGAGGAGACUGCCCACGCUGCUGCUCCGCAGGAGGCGUACGAGGGCGUGGACGCGACUGCCCACGCUGCCGCUCCGCAGGAGGCGUACGAGGGCGUGGAGGAGACUGCCCACGCUGCCGCUCCGCAGGAGGCGUACGAGGGCGUGGAGGAGACUGCCCACGCUGCCGCUCCGCAGGAGGCGUACGAGGGCGUGGAGGAGACUGCCCACGCUGCUGCUCCGCAGGAGGCGUACGAGGGCGUGGACGAGACUGCCCACGCUGCCGCUCCGCAGGAGGCGUACGAGGGCGUGGACGAGAAAGCCCACGCUGCCGCUCCGCAGGAGGCGUACGAGGGCGUGGACGCGACUGCCCACGCUGCCGCUCCGCAGGAGGCGUACGAGGGCGUGGAGGAGACUGCCCACGCUGCCGCUCCGCAGGAGGCGUACGAGGGCGUGGACGAGAAAGCCCACGCUGCCGCUCCGCAGGAGGCGUACGAGGGCGUGGACGAGACUGCCCACGCUGCCGCUCCGCAGGAGGCGUACGAGGGCGUGGAGGAGACUGCCCACGCUGCCGCUCCGCAGGAGGUGUACGAGGGCGUGGACGAGAAAGCCCACGCUGCCGCUCCGCAGGAGGCGUACGAGGGCGUGGACGAGAAAGCCCACGCUGCCGCUCCGCAGAAGGUGUACGAGGGCGUGGACGAGAAAGCCCACGCUGCCGCUCCGCAGGAGGCGUACGAGGGCGUGGACGCGACUGCCCACGCUGCCGCUCCGCAGGAGGCGUACGAGGGCGUGGACGCGACUGCCCACGCUGCCGCUCCGCAGGAGGCGUACGAGGGCGUGGAGGAGACUGCCCACGCUGCUGCUCCGCAGGAGGCGUACGAGGGCGUGGAGGAGACUGCCCACGCUGCCGCUCCGCAGGAGGCGUACGAGGGCGUGGAGGAGACUGCCCACGCUGCUGCUCCGCAGGAGGCGUACGAGGCCGUGGAGGAGACUGCCCACGCUACCGCUCCGCAGGAGGCGUACGAGGGCGUGGAGGAGACUGCCCACGCUGCCGCUCCGCAGGAGGCGUACGAGGGCGUGGAGGAGACUGCCCACGCUGCCGCUCCGCAGGAGGCGUACGAGGGCGUGGACGAGACUGCCCACGCUGCUGCUCCGCAGGAGGCGUACGAGGGCGUGGACGAGACUGCCCACGCUGCCGCUCCGCAGGAGGCGUUGGAACAGUCUCUUGAUGUUGUUGACAGCGGGGUUUUUGUUGGUUUUGGUGCGCAUGUGUAUGAUGAUGACGAUUUCAUGAUGACGACUGAUUCAAGUGGGAGGGGGGAAAGUGGCAGUGGUAUGGAAGAUGGGGUGCUGAGGAAGGGCUAUCGGUGCGGCGUACCGGAGGUGACGGUGAAUGAAUGGGGCAGUGUGGCAGGGGUGUGUGCUGCGUUUCCCGAUUUGACGUGUGACGUGUGCGCGGGUGAGAGUGGCGUCGGGGAGGUUUUCACGAAUGUUUGCGGAUUGUGGCGGGCAGUGGUGACGAGUAGCGAGCACGUGUUGAGGGGUCCUAACUGGCGUCAGCACUUGAUGUUGUGUGCUCCACGGAUACGCGAGCUGGUCGUUGCGGAUGUGAGUGCUACGCUGGACUGUUCUGUGGCCUGUGUACGCAAUGUGCGGCUUUACGCCGCCGGUGCUGCCGCGGAAAGUUUUGGGGAGGCCGCACGUGACAGAGUGGAGGUGGACAUACUGCGCAUUGAACUGGACGUUAUCCAAGAGGCUACAGUGGCGCUGCACCCGCUAGGUGGGGUGCAGUUCCUGCUUGACGGCUGCAGUUUUCCUUAUCUUCAACAGUGGCGGCGUAGUCGCGACGAGUUGAAGUGUAUGGGUGAGGGUGGGUCACAAGGCGCGCUUUCUUCGCUCUCGAAAGUGGCGGCGCUAUGCACCAACAUGGAAGGCGACGUGAGGACUGGCGGGGCGCGGGGGGCUGAGCUGCAGCUGUGGGCGUACUCCACCAAGGGCGUGGCGGCGAGAUCCAGGGGCUGCUCUGUUGUGAAACGACUUCCAUUGCCAUCAGAGCGAGUGGUCUACCAGCCGGAGCGGCGAAGCAGCAGCGAGGGCAGCCUGGGCUCGCUCACACAUCUGGAGCAAGAGAAGGUUCUGUCUGGUUCGACAUACGGUGCUUCAUCAGGCAGGUUGGCUGAAUGGGUUGUGCGGCGCGAAGUCCACGCGUGCAAACCCCCUGCGUCAGUGCAGUCCGCACCAGGACUACUAUCGAUGCAGCCGGUGCGGUCUAUGCCUUUGCAGAUGGCGACACCGUCCGGUAUUGAGGAAAUCAUAAAGCAGGAGAAGGAGAAGGCGUGCAACUUGAUAGCCCCCCGUCCCUUGGCGACCUUGCCCACAGUGCCUGCAGAGACACCCGCGAUGACGUCGCAGCCCAGUGAGAUGGCAGGCGUGCCGAAGGAGGCAGUGCAGAAGGCAAAGUCAAGGACCUCCUUUUCUUCUUGGAAGCGGAAGCACACGUGA
Molecule: messenger RNA, 11424 nt
Organism: Leishmania mexicana MHOM/GT/2001/U1103
Lineage: Eukaryota; Euglenozoa; Kinetoplastea; Trypanosomatida; Trypanosomatidae
Exons: 2
Coding region: 1-11424 (3807 amino acids)
Source: RefSeq, a predicted model, not a curated record